AUGGAUCGUGUAUACGGUGAGACUUUUCUCAACCUUUCUGCUACAGCUUCGUUGAACAGUAAUGGAGGACUUUUCAGAAACGGAGAUUUCGAGCAACUGGAAGAAACAGAAAUCUCUCUUAACAUUGAAGGUCUUCCUCAAGCCUAUGAGAAGAAAGAUCUUCCAACAUGUCUUCUGGAGAGAAAGCGUCAACUUUUGCGAUGCUGCAUGGUCGUGGAUGUUUCCUUCUGGGCGAACGAGGUUGACAAAGGUCCGGUCAAUACACGUGGCUGGGUACUCCAGGAACGGCUGCUGUCUCCAAGGGUAUUACACUUUUGCUGGCAUCAAAUAGGCUGGGAAUGCUCUUGUUCCGGAGGCAUGGAGGGCCCAAUUGCUAAUGAGAUACAUCACAAAAGUUCUGCGGGCCAUCAGUCAAGGUACCACAGCAUCAUCGAAGGUAUCCGCCAGAAGACGAUUGAUACACACAGCGAUGCGAAUACAAUCACAUAUUCCCCUCUCAAUCUUUGGGCAGCCAUCGUCAGGACAUACUCAAAGACGGCAAUUUCACACCCACAGGACAAGCUCGUCGCUCUUUCAGGGCUGGCCAGAAUUAUAGCCGAGGAAACAAAGUGUGGGUAUGUUGCCGGGUUAUGGCGGACAGACUUCGAAAGUCAGUUGCUGUGGUUUGUUGAGCCUGCUUUUAACCAGUCCGAUCGUAUUUUCUCAAACCCAGCAACAAUCCCGGAUAACUAUUAUGCUCCCUCGUUUUCCUGGGCUGCCAUCGACGUAACUGGCCACGGGAUCACGUAUACUACGAUCGCCAAUCGCAGCUUGUUCAUUCGAGUCGAAGACAUAGCAGUGGAGACUCUUACCAACAAUGAGUUUGGACUCGUUUCCGAGGCUCGAAUCAUGAUGUGGGGAAAGCUCCGCGAAGCACGACUUGUCUCCAGACCUAGUAAUCGUUUCGGUUGGUAUUUGAUGGACCGGGAUGAUCUUGACGCCGAACUACACACAAAUGUGUACCUGGACUGUCCUCAGCGCGACCUUGACUGCAUCGACACGCACACACGAGUGUUUGUUCUACCUGUGGUAAGUGAAGUCGGUAAUGUUGGGACUUCCAGGAAUGAAUAUUUGCUUUGCCUGAUCCUGCGCUUGGAUCGGAAAGAUGCAACGUUCAGGCGCAUCGGCAUGACAAAAUUGAGCCCGCAUGCAGAUAGGAAAGCCAUGAAGAGCUUGUUAGUCGAUGGAAGGGCUGGUUACAAGAUCCUUGAGGUACUAUCGAGUGAUGCGAUGCUACCCCAUGAUGUCUACGAUCGAAAGACCGGAAUGCACAGACUGUUUCUUGUUUGA
This is a messenger RNA of Ascochyta rabiei, 1329 nucleotides long. RefSeq lists its product as uncharacterized. Lineage: Eukaryota; Fungi; Ascomycota; Dothideomycetes; Pleosporales; Didymellaceae. The transcript has a single exon. Bases 1 to 1329 code for a protein of 442 amino acids. The record is from RefSeq and is a predicted model, not a curated record.